Messenger RNA from Ochotona curzoniae (black-lipped pika), 3543 nucleotides. It is a transcript of the gene ARHGAP45, whose product is annotated as Rho GTPase activating protein 45. Gene Ontology annotation, biological process: signal transduction; activation of GTPase activity. The record is from RefSeq and is a predicted model, not a curated record. Gene Ontology annotation, cellular component: membrane. Lineage: Eukaryota; Metazoa; Chordata; Mammalia; Lagomorpha; Ochotonidae. Gene Ontology annotation, molecular function: GTPase activator activity. The transcript has 23 exons. Bases 85 to 3297 code for a protein of 1070 amino acids.
GCCGGCGCAAUGUGGUCCCCGGAGCGCCAGCGCUGAGCCCCAGGCUGCCCGAGGCCGGCGGGCCGCGGGGGGCCCGGCCUCACCAUGUUCUCCAGGAAGAAGCGAGAGCUCAUGAAAACCCCUUCCAUCUCCAAGAAGAACCGCGCGGGAAGCCCCAGCCCACAGCCGCCGGCGGAGCAGACCAGGAGGGAGGGGGCCGAAGCUGCAUUCCCUGGGCAGGGCCAGGAGCCCACGGCCACCAACGCUAAGGCCACGGGCACCCUGAAACGGCCCACCAGUUUGAGCCGCCAUGCCAGUGCAGCAGGCUUCCCGCUGCCUGGGGCCUCCUGGACGCUGGGCCGGAGCCACCGCAGCCCCGCAGAGCCACCAGCCGAGGGGCCUGGGCCAGAGGCCGGGGAGGACAUCUCUGUGCUGCUGGGGGACGUGGCUCGCUUCGCCGAGGGCCUGGAGAAGCUCAAGGACUGCGUGUUGCGUGACGAUCUGCUGGAGGCGCGCCGGCCACUGGCCCACGAGUGCCUGGGUGAGGCUCUGCGUGUCAUGCACCAAGUGAUCUCCAAGUACCCACUGCUCAACACUGUGGAGAUCCUCACGGCCGCGGGCACCCUCAUCGCCAAGGUCAAAGCCUUCCACUAUGAAAGCAACAAUGAGUCAGAUAAGCGGGACUUCGAGAAGGCCCUGGAGACUGUGGCCGUGUCCUUCAGUAGCACUGUGUCUGAGUUCCUCAUGGGCGAGGUGGACAGUAGCACCCUCCUGGCAGUGCCCCCGGGGGACGCCGGCCAGUCUAUGGAGAACCUGUAUGGCCCCGGGAGCGAGGGCACCCCACCCAGCUCCGAGGACUGUGACGAGGAGGGUUGCCUGGCCCCUGAAGAGGUAGACCUGUUGCUCCAACGCUGUGAGGGCGGCGUGGACGUAGCCCUGCAGUACGCCAAGGGCAUGGCCAAGUACAUGAAAGACCUCGUCAGCUACCUGGAGAGGCGUACAACGCUGGAGAUAGAGUUCGGGAAAGGCUUGCAGAAGAUUGUGCACGCCUGCAGACAGACGGUGGUGCAGGAGCCGCACAUGCCCCUGCUAUCCAUCUACGCGCUGGCACUGGAGCAGGACCUGGAGUGGGGCCAUGGCCUGGUGCAGGCGGCCAACACACUGCAAACGCAGACCUACAUGCAGCCCCUGGCGCUGCGUCGCCUGGAGCAUGAGAAGCGGCGGAAAGAGAUCAAGGAGGCCUGGCAUCGUGCCCAGCGGAAACUGCAAGAGGCCGAAUCCAACCUGCGCAAAGCCAAGCAAACCUACGUGCAGCGCUGUGAGGACCACGACAAGGCCCGCCUCCAGGUGGCCAAGGCGGAGGAGGACCAGGCGGGCAGCGCGGCUGGGGCGGGUAGCGCAGCCUCCAAGGCCCUGGACAAGCGGAGGCGGUUGGAAGAGGAAGCCAAGAACAAGGCAGAAGAAGCCAUGGCCACAUACCGCACGUGCGUGGCGGAUGCCAAGACACAGAAACAGGAAUUGGAGGACACAAAGGUGACGGCACUGCGGCAGCUGCAGGAGCUCAUCCGCCAGAGCGACCAAACCAUCAAGUCGGCCACCAUAUCCUACUACCAGACGAUGCACAUGAUGACAGCACCGCUGCCCGUGCACUUCCAAAUGCUGUGUGAGAGCAGCAAGCUGUACGACCCGGGCCAGCAGUACGCGAGCCACGUGCGCCAGCUGCAGCGUGGCGACGAGCCUGAUGUGCGCUAUGACUUCGAGCCCCACGUGCCUGCCGGCGCCUGGUCUCCAGUGGCACGUGCCCGGAAGAGCAGUUUCAACGUAGGCGAUGCAGCUGGGGCCGAGGUCACGAGCAGUGCUCUAGAUGAGCCUAGGUCUGGAGAGGGGUCCCAGCCCAAGGAGUCCCGGGGUGUGCGGGGCCACCAGGUGCACAAGUCGUGGCCCACUUCGGUUACUGAGAGCGGGGUGGAAGCGGGCUCUAGCCCAGGGGACAUGCGCUUGGAGCGAACGUCGUCCUCUGGCACCAUGUCAUCCAGUGAGGAGUUGGCGGACCAGGAGGCGGCACUGGAGCAAGCUGACCUCAACGGCAUGGCCCCUGAGCUGCCUGUGGCCGUGCCCAGUGGGCCUUUCCGCCACGUGGGGCUGUCCAAGGCAGCGCGCACACACCGGCUGCGUAAGCUGCGCUCGCCCGCCAAGUGCCGUGAGUGCAACAGCUACGUGUAUUUCCAGGGCGCUGAGUGUGAGGAGUGCUGCCUGGCCUGUCACAAGAAGUGCCUCGAGACCCUGGCCAUCCAGUGCGGCCACAAGAAGCUGCAGGGCCGCCUGCUGCUCUUCGGCCAGGACUUCAUUCCCGCCGCCCGCGCCACUGCGGACAGCGUGCCCCUGGUCAUCCGGAAGUGCAUCAGUGAGAUCGAGCGCCGCUCACUGCAUACCAAGGGCAUCUACCGCGUAAAUGGCGUGAAGACACGGGUGGAGAAGUUGUGCCAGGCCUUUGAGAACGGGCAGGAGUUGGUGGAGCUUUCACAGGCCUCACCCCACGACAUCAGCAAUGUCCUCAAACUGUACCUUCGCCAGCUGCCCGAGCCCCUCAUUUCCUUCCGCUUCUACCACGAGCUGGUGGGGCUGGCUAAGGACAGUGCCAAGGCAGAGGCGGAGGCCAAGGCAGCAGCUAGGGGCCGGCAGGAAGGGGCCGGCAGCGAGCGGAGCGAGGAGGUGGCUUUGGCCAUGGCCAGCCGGCUGCGUGAGCUGCUGCGAGACCUGCCGCCGGAGAACCGGGCCUCACUGCGGUACCUGCUGAGGCACCUGCGCAGGGUAGUGGCUGCUGAGCAAAACAACAAGAUGACACCAGCGAAUCUGGCCAUCGUGUUUGGGCCCACGCUGCUGCGGCCUCGGCCCACGGAGGCCACCGUGUCUCUCUCGUCCCUGGUGGACUACCCCCACCAGGCCCGCAUCAUUGAGACGCUCAUUGUCCACUACGGCCUGGUGUUCGAGGAGGACCUGGAGGAGGCUCCAGGCUCUCAGGAUGCACUGCCCGGCCAGCAGACGCAGGUGGCUGUCCAGGUGUCAUACCUGGAGGCGGGCGAUGGUGCCAUCUGCUCCCUGCAGGAGGUGGCGGAAGGUGAGGAUACAGAAUCACGAGCUGCAUCCGCCGACUCUGACUCGGAACUGGAGGAGGCUUCUGACCCUCUGUCUUCAUCGGAUGCCAGCGCCCUGCACAGCCUCAGCUUCUCAGAGGGCCAGGACGAGCAGCCAGGGGCCGGGAAGGAGGGAGGCCCCGCAGGACUGGCCCUGCAGCUUUCAGCCUACAACAGCAGCUAGCGCUGCCCCGUCGGGGGCCCGGCUGCCCCCGUGAGGCUCCCUGGGCACCUGCCGGGCGAAGUGGCCAGAGCUUGACUGAGCUGGUCAGGGCAGAGGCACACAUGGCUAAUGCCAGCCACCUCCUGGGGCAGCGGGCCCUGCCGACCUUCGGUGGCUAGGGUGGUAGUGGGGUCACCUUCCUGGAAGUUGGGGUCUGGGGACACAGUGCUCUUGCUGCUAUUCACAAUAAAGCCUUCAGCACUUGGA